Molecule: messenger RNA, 2745 nt
Organism: Zalophus californianus (California sea lion)
Lineage: Eukaryota; Metazoa; Chordata; Mammalia; Carnivora; Otariidae
Gene: C4H8orf34
Product: chromosome 4 C8orf34 homolog
Source: RefSeq, a predicted model, not a curated record
CGGACACACACGCACGCUCACGCACGCUCGCGGCGAGUUCUAGCCCCGCAGCCCCCGACUGCCCGAGGGCGCCCCCCGCGUCGCGACAAGCGGAGCAGCAUCCGCCCUCUGGCUCCUGCUGCUGCCGCCCAGAGGAGAGAGGAACCUGGAACCUCUGCCUAGAAUUUCCCCCGGCGCCGCGCGCUGCGGAGAGCGGCGGAGGUGGGCGCGAGGAGGAGAACGCGGUGAAUGAGUUCUCCCCUCGUCUCGGAGUUGACUGAGUUGGCGGCGCCGCGCCCGGGCUUCCGGCUUUCGGCGCCCCACGCGCUCGCGGCUCGCGGGGCUGCAGCCCACGCCCGCGCCGGACUCUGCGCCGCGCCGGGGGAGCCGAGGCUCCAGAGCUCCUGUCCCGGCUCCAGUCCGGGAAAAAGGAGGGCUGUUCCCUGGCCGAGGCGCACGGCCGCGCGCUUUUCCCGCACUCUCCGCGGCCCGAUCUGUCUCUCCAUGGCGUCUCAUCAGCAAUCCCGGAUCCAGGCUUACCUGGAGAAGAACAAGAUCGGUCCCCUGUUUGAGGAAUUAAUGACCAAAUUAAUAACUGAAACACCUGACCAGCCAAUCCCAUUUCUCAUUGACCAUCUUCAGUCUAAACAAGGAAACCGCGGACAACUUCAAAGAACUUUAUCUGGAUCUGCAGCUCUCUGGGCAGAAAGUGAAACGUCAGAACAUAAAGGAACAAGAAGGGAUUUCAGAAGUUAUGAUAAGCCUUGGCAAUUAAAUGCAAAGAAGCCUAAAAAGUCAAAAAGUGACCUUGCUGUGUCUAACAUUUCUCCACCAUCACCAGAAUCCAAAUCAUUGCCAAAGUCAGUAGAUCAUCCUAAGUGGAACUGGCGAAUUAAACCAGAAAGCCGUGAUUUUGAUGAAUUGAACCACAUCCUUCAAGAGAGCAAGAAGCUGGGAAAAGCCCUUGAGAAUCUUUCUCGAAGUAUUGCAAUUUCAGAUGAACUCGAUAAGGAAACAGUGGCGUUUAAUUCUUCUCUUCUGAGACCCCGUGUGAUUGGAGAAUGGAUUGGUCGAGAAGAGAAUGAUGCUGACCCACUAGCCGCUGAAAUGCUACAGCCCCCAGUUCCAAGAAGUAAAAAUGAACAAUGGGAAAAUGAAGAUAAUAGCUCUAGCCCUGCAGGAAGCUUAAAGGUGGAGCCCAAGACUAAAGGAUUAAAACAACAGCAACAACAACAUAAGAAACUUCUGGCAGCAAUGCUCUCUCAAGAUUCUUUUGAGUCUCUCCACAGCCCUACCCCAUCUGUAACAGAAGAAGAUAUUGAUAAUGAAGAUGAUGCAAUGGAAUUGCUGGAGGAUCUUGAUGAUUUAAGAAUGGAGGGAGUAACUACCCUUGUGCCUUCUGGGAGCAAAUUUAACCAAGGUCGUGCUACUCACCCUGCUGAACCUCAGGCCAAGGUCACACUGAACAUCUGUUCAAGGUGUGCCAGGCUUCAAGGAGACAACCUGGCAGAAAGGACGGAGGAAACUUCACAAGCACUUCAUUCUCCAGAUGAAAUACCAGAUUCUUUGGAUUCUUUACCCGGGACUGAAGAAGCACUAAUGGAAGAGGGUGAAGAAUUUGAGAAAGCAUCUAAAUUAAUAGGACCUGGAGAAGCCUCCAGUGGAGGACAGUCACUGAAAAACUACAUGGAAGAAGAUGAAUCUUUAAAGCAAUUGCAAGUAGUUCAUCAGCCAUGGAUCUUGCCAAGUGACACAGAAAGUGAAGGAGUAGAAGCAGAACAAGAUAAACGUUCUGCUGAUCUUCUCCUUUGUGUUCCAUGCUCUUCUUGUCCUACCCUGGUCUACUCUGGUCUGUGAAGCAGGCAGAAGUUGCAGGUGGUCCUUAAAGAAAUUGCAGUUAUUCAAAUCCUUAUGUAUAGUUCUAAUUUUAUUUACUAUGUGUCAUCAUUUAGAGAAUGGUUAUUUUUAUAAUAUCAAUAAUAAACAAGUACUCUUGUAACCAGGGGGUGCCUAAAUGUGUAAUCAGAGAACACUAACCCUGGCAAAGGAUUCUGGGGUGGUCAGGAUGUCUGCUGCCUUUUGACAUGGUUAGUGUCCUGGGUUUAGAUUACUUUAUACCUAGUUAUUAGGAUUACUAUUUGAUACAUUAAAUAUUGCCUGAUUCAAAUAAAUUUGCUUAAAAUUUUUCUGUAUUUUAACUUGUGUAGGGUUUUCUACUUCUUAUAUUUUUAUAAUAUUUUCUCAUUUUUUAGAUUAAUAAACAUUAUACUUACCCACAUGUGCCAAGAUGUGCCAUUUAGGUCUCUCUGGGAGUUAGCUGUUUGGUAUCAUCACCUGCCAUGUGUGUUUUGUACAGCAGCGAGAGACAUAUUCUCUACCACUGCUCCUUCCUAUGAUCAUCUUCCGUGUUCCUAUCAAAACAAAUAAUUGAUAUGUUAAUUCAAUAAAGCAGAUCAAUAAGGAAUGAAAUGCAUGCCCCAAAGCAUAUGCAAUGAAUAUUGUUUGACUAUUUAUCCAAUUACUGAACUCAACGUUAUCCAUUUUGCAUUUAAUAUAUGCUCGCUUUUGGAAUAUAUUAUGCACUGAUGCUAAGUGAAUGGAUCUAAGUAAAUCUAUUGAGUAUCUCUAUUGUCUGUUUUAUCUUAUUUGUCUUAAUCUAAGUUUGCUUUCUGGACCUUUAAGGCAUAUGGUUAAAUUAUAAAAUUGCCUGUAUUACUGUCAAAGAAACAAUAUUAAAGGCCAGAACAUGGCUAAAGAAUAAACAAA